Scomber scombrus (Atlantic mackerel) is the source of this 1386-nucleotide messenger RNA. Its product is annotated as prothrombin-like. Gene Ontology annotation, cellular component: extracellular region. Gene Ontology annotation, molecular function: serine-type endopeptidase activity; calcium ion binding. The record is from RefSeq and is a predicted model, not a curated record. NCBI's taxonomy places the organism in Eukaryota, Metazoa, Chordata, Actinopteri, Scombriformes, Scombridae. Gene Ontology annotation, biological process: proteolysis; blood coagulation; positive regulation of blood coagulation.
AACGAAACAUAUUUAUUAACACUCUCUUUCCUUCCAGGUGAGGUCUUUGUCCCGCCCACUUUGGCCCCUGAACCAAUCAGCACUGGCGAGUGUUUACCUAAUUAUGGCAUCGACUACACUGGCGACCUGGCUGUUACCAUGGGAGGCCACACCUGUCUGAAGUGGGCAUCAGCAGAGGCUAAGGCCCUCAGCAAGGACAAGGAGUUCAUCCCCGAGGUCGCUCUGCCGGGGAACAAGUGUCGUAACCCUGACAACGACCCCGAGGGCCCCUGGUGCUACGUGAACAUUUAUGGAAAUGUGACACUGGACUACUGUGACCUGGAUCUGUGUGAGGAACAGCUGCUCGAAGACUCGCUGAUAACAGAGACCGGAGGCAGGGAGCGCUCCGUCCUGGUACCCGCCAAGAAAAUCUUUUUCAAUCCUCGCACCUUUGGAGAGGAGGAGCGUGUGUGGAGUUCGCCCCCCUGUUCGAGAGUCAGGGCAAAAAAGGACAAGAAGGAGGAGGAGCUGUUGGAGUCGUACAGAGAACAACGCAUCGUCGGGGGUGACGACGCUGACGUGGCCUCAGCGCCAUGGCAGGUGAUGUUGUAUAAGCGCAGUCCUCAGGAGCUGCUGUGUGGAGCGAGCCUCAUCAGUGACCAGUGGAUUCUCACCGCUGCUCACUGCAUCCUCUACCCGCCCUGGAACAAGAACUUCACCACCAACGACAUCCUGGUCCGCCUGGGAAAACACAACAGGGCCAAGUUUGAACGAGGCACUGAGAAGAUCGUAGCGAUCGAUGAGAUCAUCGUUCAUCCUAAAUACAACUGGAGGGAGAAUCUGAACCGUGACAUCGCUCUGCUGCACAUGAGACGGCCAAUCGUAUUCAGCGAUGAGAUUCACCCGGUCUGCCUGCCCAGCAAGAAGGUCGCCAAAACUCUGAUGACUGAAGGCUAUAAGGGUCGAGUUACCGGCUGGGGGAACCUGAAGGAAACCUGGAACCCGUCAGCGAGGAACCUCCCGACGGUCCUGCAGCAGAUCCAUCUACCCAUCGUAGAACAGGACACCUGCAGGAGCUCCACACAGGUCAAGAUCACCGACAACAUGUUCUGUGCUGGUUAUAAACCGGAGGAUUCCAAGCGUGGAGACGCCUGCGAGGGAGACAGCGGAGGACCGUUUGUGAUGAAGUACCCAGCAGAGAACCGCUGGUAUCAGAUGGGCAUCGUGUCGUGGGGCGAAGGCUGCGACCGCGACGGAAAGUACGGCUUCUACACUCAUCUGUUCAGGAUGAGCCGGUGGAUGAAAAAAGUUAUCGAAAGAUCGGGAGCGGACGACGACUAGACGACAUCCAUCGUUUCCUGUUCUGCCUUCCGAGCGAGAUAAUGCCAAUAAAGUUUGUUAACAUCG